Molecule: messenger RNA, 243 nt
Organism: Rodentolepis nana
Lineage: Eukaryota; Metazoa; Platyhelminthes; Cestoda; Cyclophyllidea; Hymenolepididae
Source: the annotation of a GenBank genome assembly
AUGCUCCAAUUGAGUGUUCUAAAGGAGAGAGGAUUCAUUCCAUCCCAGAGUACUGGCUUCCUCUCUCCCAACGCCCUGGAAAUUCUGUCCUCUUAUGAAGAUGAUUUGCUAAAGGACGUAAGUGAAAUUCAAAAGAACGAGCUUUUGGAACUCCUGAAAGAAUUCGCCCAACACCGAACCGCCAAGAGGGCACUCGAUUAUCUUUACGGUGGAGUGAGAUAUCGAAAGCGUCGAAGUGUGUAG